Molecule: messenger RNA, 782 nt
Organism: Camellia sinensis
Lineage: Eukaryota; Viridiplantae; Streptophyta; Magnoliopsida; Ericales; Theaceae
Source: RefSeq, a predicted model, not a curated record
UUCACUCUCUCAUCAUCCCUCUUCUCUCUCUCUCUCUCUCUCUGCUUUGUUUUCUAUUUAUGUUUUGCCUUCAUAUUGUUAAUUAGCCCUAAUUUUUAUACAUAACUCUCUCUUUUUCUGAUUUUUUUUUUUCCCAAUGUGAUUCUUUACAACCCAUUUCUCACCCUGAACUUCUCUUCCCCUCUCACCAUUGAUUGUUGGGUUGUGUGUAUGUAUAGGUGGAGUGACAUCUAUGGAAUCAUUUUUGAAGUUCUUUCCAUCUGUGUACGAGAAGCAAAAGGCGGAUAGUUCGACGAACCAGUACUGUAAAUUUGACAGUUUCACUCUCACUAUGUUCACUUCAUCUCUGUACUUGGCUGCUCUGUUGUCCUCGCUCGUUGCAUCAACGGUGACCAGAAAAUUGGGCAGAAAGUUGUCGAUGCUGUUCGGAGGUGUACUGUUCUGCGCUGGAGCUCUCGUCAAUGGGUUUGCUCAAGCAGUCUGGAUGCUAAUUGUUGGUCGUAUUUUGCUUGGUUUUGGUAUUGGAUUUGCUAAUCAGAUAAUGGAUCUUCCUACCAAUGAUGCCCUUAUUGAUGGCCAACCUGCUGCUACUGCUGUUGGAACUCAAUCUCAACCAGUAGUUAAUGCCAAAGCUACUGUCCCAACUCCUGAUGACAAGCCUCCAGUUCCAUCCAAAGCUAAGAAGGCACGUGCUGAGGCUACUGGCAGAGUUAAAUCUAAGGUACAUGUAGCAUGCCACCUCCAAGGACAUAGCUUGGAUGGUUAUGGGAGUUGAAGACUCU